Serpula lacrymans var. lacrymans S7.9 is the source of this 519-nucleotide messenger RNA. RefSeq lists its product as uncharacterized. The record is from RefSeq and is a predicted model, not a curated record. The transcript has a single exon. NCBI's taxonomy places the organism in Eukaryota, Fungi, Basidiomycota, Agaricomycetes, Boletales, Serpulaceae. The coding region runs from base 1 to 519 and encodes 172 amino acids.
AUGACCACAAAGACUUUCCGAGAGCAACCUCCCCAUCUCUCCCCGUAUCUCUCUCGCUCCCCACUUGUGCCAACCGCCACUGCGACCGACGAAAAGCAUCCAACCCAGCCCUUUCCAGACGUUGAACACCCCUUGCCUCUUCUACCUCCCUCAGAACCAUCACAGCCCCACAUACGCACCCUACCAUCAUCCACCAGCACCCAGCUAACCUCCCCAUGGUCCUUCGUCUCCCUUUCCUCCUCCGACUCCUCCGAAACCAUCACCCUCCCCAUGGCCCAUCAUUUCCCCGAACUAAACGAGCCCCCAUCCGACGAGUCGCUCUCUCCUGUUGCACGCGCGAUAGUUACCCCAGCAGAAGUCUUAUUCUUACUCAACCUUCUCGACGAUCUAGAUGCCGACGCUUCCCAGGAAGUGGCAAGAGUAAAGAUGGCUAUACGCGAGACUCACAUGCUUAUCAGCGAGUAUAAAGAGAACAGACCUGGCAUAAAUAAACAUCAUCUGCCGUUGUUGGCUUUUUGA